Messenger RNA from Prunus avium (sweet cherry), 1583 nucleotides. RefSeq names its product Calcium-dependent lipid-binding (CaLB domain) family protein. Gene Ontology annotation, biological process: defense response. The record is from RefSeq and is a predicted model, not a curated record. Lineage: Eukaryota; Viridiplantae; Streptophyta; Magnoliopsida; Rosales; Rosaceae.
UUUUACUCAACUAGAUCAUCCACCCUGUAAACACUGGACUCUGGACAACAUGGCCAAACCCAAACCAACCACCUCAUUUCCCAGAGAAUAUUCCCCCAACUAAAUCGGACCCACCGACUUCGGAAGCUCGUGUUUUUCUACACAGCCCCCCGCCCCUCCAAUCCUUCCCGCUCUGGCUCUCUUAACCGGCAUGUCUUACGGCGACUGCCCUCUGGUUCUUGAAUCUCAUCAAGACCGUCCGCUUUCUUCACUGCUUUCUUGAUCGAAUCGCGUCCGUCGAUUCGCCCCCGAAAGCGAUGAUGAAGAAAGAAAACGGAGAUCACGAGGGCACGAUGCGCGUGCUUGAGAUCCACCUCAUCUCCGCCCAGGGCCUCAAAGCCCCCGCCGGUACCUUGCGCCGCAUGCAGACCUACGCCCUCGCCUGGGUCGACUCGGCCCACAAGCUCCGAUCCCGGGUCGACAAGAUCGGAGCCUCGAACCCCACCUGGAACGACCGGUUCCUCUUCAAGGUCCCGCCGGGCUUCCUCUCCAGCGAGACCUCCGCCGUCUCCGUCCAGAUCUACGCCAUCGGUACCUUCCGCGAUCACCUCGUCGGCUCCGUCCGAUUUCUGAUCAACAAUUUUCUUGACGUCCACUCCAAGAUGCCGUCGUUUACCGCGCUCCAGAUCCGGCGACCUUCUGGAAGGUUCUACGGCGUGUUGAAUAUUGGAGCGAUGGUGAUCGACGGCUCUGAUCUGGCCCCGGCGGUGAACGAGAUGUCGGCGAUCGGAUACCGUGAUCUGAUGGGGAAGGGAGAGAGCUUCGGGCGCAGACGCCGCCACGGCGACAGCAUGAGGAUCAAGUCGAAGGAUUACUCUGGCGACUCAAGGGAGAAUUCUUGUGCCGAGUCAACGGAGAACUCGGACGCUGGCGAGUCGGUGGCGUCAUCUCCGGCGACGCCAUUGCCGCCUCUGAAGGAGCUGAACGGGGUAGGAGAUUUGGCGGGAACAACCAAGGUGUUGAGGACUGCUCCAUCGGACGGCUCGCGUUUCUUGUGCUGCUUGCUGACGCAGAGGAAGAUUCAAUACACUCCGACGGAUCAGAACCCGGAUGGGGCCCACAGCAGAGAAAGGUAAAAGUGAAAAAGUUAAAAACAAAAAAGUAGAAGAUUGAAAAGAAAAUGGGUUUUGAUUUUGAAUCUUGAUGAGCGUUGAUGGAAGUGGAGGUUAUUCGUGGGUUUUGAUUGUGGAAGAAAAAUUGCGUGAAUAUUGCCGGUGGAGAUGAACACAGGUUGGAUUAAUUGCUGAAGAAGAGAGCAUUAACAAACUACAAAUUACAAGUUACUGAGAGUUGAUUACUACCCAGACUUUAGUUUCUUCUUGAUUCUGAAUGUACAGGAAUCAGGCAGGCACUAGAGAGUGGCUUAGAAUCUUCUAUUAGAAAAACCAUGUAUGAAUUUGUGUUUUUUUGUGCAAAAUGUGCAUCGAAUCGAUCUUGGUCAUGUCAAAAAGCUGAUCAAAUUUUCCUUCUAAACUUUGAUUGUCAUGUAAGCUGUCUACUUUGAGGUUUCAAUGACAAUUCAAGAGGUGUGGACUUUUUGCACA